Molecule: messenger RNA, 708 nt
Organism: Entamoeba invadens IP1
Lineage: Eukaryota; Evosea; Mastigamoebida; Endamoebidae
Exons: 1
Coding region: 1-708 (235 amino acids)
Source: RefSeq, a predicted model, not a curated record
AUGGAGUGUGAAACGUUGGAGAAAGUGUUGGCCUCUGUCAAAGAACAAAAGCAGCAAUUGGUCGAGUCGCUUGUUUCAGAGCAUUUAGCCAUUGAAGAAAUCAAAGAAAACUGCAAACAAAUCGCAAACCUCCAAAGUCAAAUUAAACAAUUAGAGAAAAAAUUGUACGAAAGGUCAGAGUUCCAUUUUGACCCAUCGCAAAUGCAAAAACGGUUUGAUGCUUUGCGGAGAGUAGAACAAUCGAAAAAUCGACUCAACCGGGCUUACCAGCGAAAUUUGGCACUCAAAGCCGAGAAGAGUCGCCUCGAGAAAAUAGAUGAAGAGAAGAAACCGGACAUCAAAAGAUACCAAGAGAUGGAAGAAUACCGCAAAGCCGAUUUUGAGAAAGCGUUUUAUGAAGUUAAAGACGCAAUCGAUGAGAUGCAGAACAACGAGUUGAUGUUGAGAAUAGAAAGUCUUAAGAAGGAGAAAGUCAAACGUCUUAUUUUGGAGAAUAACCAGACGGUCAAAAUUCUCGCUGAAAAGCUCGAGGAGUUGACAGGUCAACAAGUGCCACAGGUUGUUAUCAAUAAUGAAGAAGACGAACAAAUGGAAGUGGAACACCAAGAACCAAUCGAAAACCCAGUCAAGAGUACUAAAAUUAUUUAUAAAAAUCUCCCACUGAAGUAUGUCAUUCAUGGAACUGAAAGUACGCCAGAAGCGCAAUGA